AGACGCCGGAUCCGGUCUUUAAUUAUCGUCCCGGACUCUGUUAAGACUGUCCCGGUUGGUCCCGGGUUGAGGAGCACCAUGCCGGAGUGUGUGUCGGUGUCAGAGUUCGUGCAGGAGGUUCAGGAGGACUGGAGCUCCCCCACCACCUCCUCCUUCACCUCCAAGAUGAUCAGCUGCAGGAACACCGUCUACCUGCUGGAGGAGGCUCUGGAUAGUGACCGGCUGGUGUUGCAGAAGAUGAAGAAAGCUGCUAAAGCCAAAUACACAUCAGGACAAGACCACGUGUCUCAUCUGGAGCAGUACAUCAGUUCGAUGGAGAAACUGUCGGUCAACUGUCACUCGAACGGAGAGACAGAGGUUGGCUCUGCUUUCUGCCGUCUGGCCGACUUUUCCAAAGAGCUAGUUUCUCCGAUGAAGAACCUGCUGAAGAGCAUGCUCCACAACAUCAACUUCUUUCUGGACUCUCUGGUUAAAGGAGACCUGAGGGAGGUGAAGGGGGAUCUGAAGAAGCCUUUUGACAGAGCGUGGAGGGACUAUGAGGGCAGAUUUAAGCAGGUGGAAAAGGAGAAGAGGGAGUUGGCUCGUCAGUAUGGGAUGGUGAGGAGCGAGGUGAGCGGGGGAGAGAUCGCAGAGGAGCUUGAGAAGGAGAGACGCUCCUUCCAACUGAGCAUGUGUGAGUAUCUGAUUAAGGUCAACGAGAUAAAGACGAAGAGAGGAGUCGACCUGCUGCAGAACCUCAUCAAGCAUUACCACAGCCACAAUAAUUUCCUGCAGGAGUGUGUCUCCACCACUCAGAGGCUGAAGCAGUACAUGGAGGAGCUAAACGGAGUCCUGACCACGGUGAAGCAGCGUCAGGAAGAGGAAAAGAGGCAGCUGUGUGCUCUCAGAGAUCAGCUGAGGCCGGCCGUCCACACGGAGCAGGACUCUCUACCUAAGCAGGUGUACAGCAUGCAUCAGCUGCUGGGAGACAAACAGUACGGAACAGAAAGAGCAGGAUUCCUCUACAAGAAGAGUGACGGGUUGAGGAAAAUGUGGCAGAAGCGGAAAUGUUCAGUUCACAACUGUUACCUGACCAUCGCACACGCUACUCCUAAUAAACCUCCUACCAGACUCAACCUGCUCACCUGUCAGGUUAAACCCAGUGUGGAGGACAAAAAAUGCUUUGACCUCAUCUCUCAUAAUCGAACCUACCACUUCCUGGCUGAAGAUGAAGCUGAGUGUGUGGCCUGGAUCUCGGUGCUCAGUAACAGUAAACAGGAGGCUCUGAGCAUGGCUCUGGACGGGGGGAGGAGAGGGGGAGGCGGGGGGGAGAGCAGUGUGGAGGAUCUGACCCGGGCCAUCACCGAUGAUGUCAGACGGAUGCCAGGAAACAACAACUGCUGUGACUGUGGAGCUCCAGAUCCUGGAUGGCUCUCUACCAACCUGGGCAUCCUGACCUGUAUCGAGUGCUCAGGGAUCCACAGGGAGAUGGGGGUCCACGUCUCCAGGAUCCAGUCUCUGAGCCUGGACAGUCUUGGGACCUCAGACCUGCUGUUGGCCAGGAACGUUGGUAAUUCUGGUUUUAAUGAAAUACUGGAGGCGAACCUGCUGAGUCCGUCACUGAAGCCCUCCCAGCACAGCCACAUGGCUGAGCGCAAAGACUUCAUCUUGUCCAAGUAUCAGGACGUUCACUUUGUGAGGCGGAGCCACAGCUCUGCUGCAGCGCUGCGACUCGGACUGCAGGAGGCGACCAAGAGCUGUGACAUCUACAGUCUGAUCCAGCUGUAUGCUCAGAGGACGGAGCUGAGCCAGCCACUGCACACGCACAUACAGGAAAAAGGGGAGACCGCGCUCCACCUAGCCGUCCUAUUGGCUGACAGGACAUCGCUGCACAUCCUGGACUUCCUGGCUCAGAACUGCUCCAAUGUUGACACGCAGACGUCAGCAGGGAACACAGCGCUGCACUACAGCUGUCUGCACAACAAGAGUGACUGUGUGAAACUGCUACUGAGAGCCAGAGCCAACACGCACAUCAAGAACGAGUUAGGAGAGACGGCUCUGGACAUGAGCCGCAGGUUGAAGCACAGCCACUGCGAGGCGCUGCUGCUGCAGGCCCAGUCCAACCAGUUCGACCAUCACGUCCAUGUGGAGUACGAGUGGAGGCUUCGUCACGACGAUCUCUAUGACAGCGAUGACGAUUUUGACGACAAGAACGGUCCAGUGAAAAAGGAGCGCACCUCCUCCUCCUCGUCCUCUUCCUUCACCACCUCCUUCUCCUUCACCUCCCGUCCCUUCAGCUUCAGCCAGUCCAUGUCCUCCUCCGUUACCCCGCCCUCCUCCGGAGCAGCAGGGGGAGCAGGAGGAGGUCUGCUCAGUGUGGGGAGGAGGCUCGCCAUGGCUAUGGAGCUCCACAGCCGGCCCUCUGGCUCGGCUCCAAGCCCCCCUCCACCUCCCCCGUCCUCUCCAGCACCCCCCCUGCCCCCCAGGGUCAAAGCUCCCAGUGUUCCUCCUCCUCCUCCUCCUGCUGGAGGGGAGGGAGUUGGGGGAGAGGAGGAGGAAGAGGGGGAGGUCUUCUUCCCCCUGACAGGAAACAGAAAGUCAACCCCUCCCCCUUCUAUCGCCGUCCGACACAAGAGGAGCUGCUCUGAGUCCAGCAAGCAUGAUUACGGGUUGCCAACCAGUCCCAGGAUCUACAGCGGUCCAGACUCCUCCUUUAAGAAGUGUGUUCCAGCUUCUCCUCUCAGCUCGCUGACUGAGCGACCAGACAGAGGUUUCCGGAGGGCGGACAGUGACGGUAGCUCCUCCCACUUCCUGUAUCCUUCCAGUAAGGCUCCGCCCAAUGGGUCUCCCACCAGUCAGCGCUCUCAGAGCUUUGAGAACGACAGCAGAGGCCGCGCCCCCCAGCCGCUUCCUCGCAGAUCAUUGCCUCGUGGUACGGCGAGUCGACGGGUUCAAGCGCUGUAUGACUGCCAGGCCGACCACCACGACGAGCUCAGCUUCUCUGAGGGACAGGUGCUGGUGGUCCUGGGACAGGAGGACAGUGAUUGGUGGCAUGGUUACAUAGAGGACGAGCCAGACCAGAGAGGGUUGUUUCCAUCUUCCUUCGUCCAGCUGCUCUCAGAGUGACAUGAACCUGGACCGGCACAGGACCCAACCUGACCCUGAACCAUCAUCGAUCCAAACCACAACAGACCCAGGAGAACCAAACUAGGACCAAACACUGGCCCUGAGGAGUUCCAGCAUCCUGUGAGUUCACGUGACCACCGUCCAGCUGCUGUUAUUGCAACUUUCCGUUACCAUGGAAACUUUACAGAUGACCUUUCAGUGAAGAAUCGAGACCAGACUCUGUAUGUGGCUCGGGUCAUGUGGUCAUGUUGCCGUGGAGACGGCCUGGCACAGGCUGAUCAGCGAUGAUUCUAAGCUGAUGUUCACAAUACUUUUAUUUAUUUAUUUAAAAAUGAAAAGCAAUAUUUUACUAAGCACACAGAUAACGGCAGGACAUUGAUACAACAAUCCACUGGACUUUUGAAGUUAUAUCUGAACAAUGUUUUAUUUCUAAUUUAUUUAUGUAUAUAAAGUUACUGAUGCAGUGGCGAUGCCACAGUACAAGCCA
This is a messenger RNA of Toxotes jaculatrix (banded archerfish), 3592 nucleotides long. RefSeq names its product un-named sa1614. Gene Ontology annotation, biological process: positive regulation of GTPase activity. Gene Ontology annotation, molecular function: protein binding; GTPase activator activity. The record is from RefSeq and is a predicted model, not a curated record. The transcript is spliced from 29 exons. Lineage: Eukaryota; Metazoa; Chordata; Actinopteri; Toxotidae. Gene Ontology annotation, cellular component: cytoplasm. Bases 79 to 3105 code for a protein of 1008 amino acids.